This is a messenger RNA of Coregonus sp. 'balchen', 2949 nucleotides long. The record is from the annotation of a GenBank genome assembly. NCBI's taxonomy places the organism in Eukaryota, Metazoa, Chordata, Actinopteri, Salmoniformes, Salmonidae.
UUUAUUUUUAUUUAUUUCAGAAACACCAGUAAACAUACAAGAAGUAUACAAACAGACAAUGAUAACAUAUGCUAGGGGGUACAACAAAUUACAGAUUAUACAAAGACCUUAAAAGACACACGUAUCGGUACCGGUGCCCCCUGUAUUUAGCCUGGUUAUUAUUAUGUACUUUUUUGUGUUACUUUUUAUUACUUUUUUUUUUUUUUUACUUUAGUUUAUUUAGUACAUAUUUUCUUAACUAUUUCUUGAACUGCAUUGUUGGUUAAGGGCUUGUAAGUAAGCAUUUCACGGUAAGGUCUACUACACAUGUUGUAUUCUACACAUAAUGUAAAUGUACAUGUUGUAUUCAGCGCAUGUGACAAAUACAAUUAUAUUUGAUUUGAUUGUUUUAACAGCUUUCUUAUUGGAAGAAUGUAGAACGUCUUAAUGUACUGCUCGAACUCCUUAUAGAAAACAUGGAAGUGUGUUUUUUUAUUUGUGAAUUUACAUUAAUAUGAAAUGUGUCCAUUAGCACAAUUAGAUUGAAGAGGUAAAACAUUAUUCUUUCUCCUUAUUAUAGUUAAGGAAACCGAGCAGAGGGGCAGAACCUUGCCAAAACUCCUCCAGUAUGACGUAUUAUUCCUGCGACUACCACCCCGAAGCAACAUGGAAGCCCACAGCGGUGACAAGCGUGGUCUUGAACAUUUAGACGAAUAUGAACCCAAACCAGCAAAACAUAUGCGUAGCCUGCACGAUCGCAUGGCGGAAAGGCGACUAGUAGUUAUUUUAGAGGGGGCAACGCUGGAAACAGUGAAGGUAAAGACGAGUAUUUUUCUAUUCCGCUCCGCAAUACAACUGGUGUGUUGGCAAACUACUGCUAGCUGCGUCUGACUUCCUGCGUUAUUGUAUGUAAACAAUUUAUAUAGCUUCCUGUUCAACCAGACCUGCCUGAUAUAUGUAUUAUAUGAUGACUAUUGCAUUCUUCACGAUAACUGUUUUUUUGUGACUGAAUGAACCAGGAUGAAACUAUUUGUUAUUAGUUAGCUCCUGCCUGCAAACACACUGAUGCAAGUCCUAAAGCAGGGUUUCCUAAACUCGGCCCUUACCUCUCAGGUUGGCAAGACAUUUGAGCUGCUAAACUGUGACCAACACAAGGGCAUGAUAAUUAAAAGUGGACGGGACCCUGGGAAGAUUCGACCUGACAUUACACAUCAGGUAAGCUGUCAUUUUCACAUUGACCCUUGGAACACCAAUCAUCUUUCUUUUUUUCUCCUCUAACCCUGCCAUAUCUUGUAAUUGUUCCCCAGUGUUUGUUGAUGCUGAUGGACAGUCCAUUGAACAGGGCAGGUCUCCUGCAGGUUUACAUCCACACAGAGAGGAACGCCCUGAUUGAGAUCAACCCACAGACACGCAUCCCCCGAACCUUCAACCGCUUCUGUGGCCUCAUGGGUAAGCCUGCUAUGUUCUGCAGAAUUUCUCUUCAUACCUUCUCUCCUACCGUCCUUCUCUCCUACCCCUCUAUUGUACUGUAUUUCUCCCCCUUUCUCUUGUUUCAUCCCACUUGUUUUUCUCUCUCCUCCUAGUCCAGCUCCUGCACAAGCUGAGUGUGAGGGCGGCUGACGGCCCCCAGCGCCUGCUGAAGCUCAUCAAAAACCCUGUGUCAGACCACCUGCCCCCUGGCUGCCCCCGUAUCUGUACCUCCUUCUCCUCUGGGGAGGCAGUGGGCGCCCGCACCGUGGUACCAGAGGAGGGGCCCGCCGCUGUGGUGGUCGGAGCGUUCGCACACGGAGCGGUGAGUUUUGCUUAAGGCUGUAGGUAAUGGCCCGUGUGCACUGAUCUAGGAUCAACUUAACUUACCCUCCAUCAUUACAGACCUUAGAUCAGUGUUAAGGGGCAUCUUCAUCCUACUUCUCGGGGGCAGAAGCACUGUUGAUUUAGGUAGUGUGUAUGUUAUAAAUGUUGAUUUUGUUUAUUUAUUCUCUACCAAUUAAAAAAGAUGGAAUUUGGUAAAUUAUGAUUUAUUGGUUUGAACUCUGCUUGUCCUCUCCUAGGUGAAUGUGGACUAUACAGAGAAGACUGUGUCCAUCAGUAACUACCCUCUCUCUGCUGCCCUCACCUGUGCCAAGAUGUGCUCUGCCUUUGAGGAGGUCUGGGGCGUGUUGUGAUGAAGUUGACAGCGCACUGCUGCUCCAGCUAAAACUGUUGUCAUCAUGGACAUUGUCGUACAUGGACUAGAAAUGGAUCGGACAGUCAUGUUCAGUCAAGAAACAUUGUACAGAAACAGUCCAAUUCACCAAUGACCUACUGUGGAUUUGUACGAUACUAUGGGUGUAUGUAUUGUCUAAAAUAUGGUAUUUUACAUGUUUCAACUAAGGCAAAGUUUCAAUAUGAAAUUAAUACUGUUUUUAAUACACCAUCUGUAAGGACUUGGCACCAAAUAUAGUCUUCCUACUUUUCUUGUAUUUGUUUUGCUUUUUUACAUGUAUUCAGUGCACCAUUGUUCGCAUGGUUAUACAGUGGAAAUAAACUGUAUAGUUUGUCCUCAGGUUUCAGUUGUUCCUUGUCAAAGAGACUAGGAAAGUAGGGAACAAAACUAUUCAACACUCAUGAUGGGGACAAAUCAUGUUUUGAUGUAAUACUGGUUGAAUAAUCACUCGAUAUACAUGUAAUUUGUGAGUAAUAAUAUAAUAAAACCAAUAAUAAUGAUUUGACAAAAUAUAACAUUGUAAGGUUACGGUAGUUUGACCUAAAUCUACUACUGACAUUACUCUUUUAGUCCAUACUCUCGGUCCAUUUCCACAAGGAAGCACGUCUUUUGGCAACCCUAGGUCGCUUUAUCUGUGGCUUUGUAUUGGGGGUUACAACCAUUUUGCGAGUUUUCUGAUUGGCUGCUUUCAAGGCCUUUCCUGCAGGUUUAGGGGCUUUGCAGCCUGUUUUUUGGACAUUGGCUGGUGAUUUUGAUGCUUGUCC